Molecule: messenger RNA, 2283 nt
Organism: Myotis davidii
Lineage: Eukaryota; Metazoa; Chordata; Mammalia; Chiroptera; Vespertilionidae
Gene: MELK
Product: maternal embryonic leucine zipper kinase
Exons: 16
Biological process (GO): protein phosphorylation; intracellular signal transduction; microtubule cytoskeleton organization
Cellular component (GO): cytoplasm
Molecular function (GO): tau-protein kinase activity; protein serine/threonine kinase activity; ATP binding
Source: RefSeq, a predicted model, not a curated record
GGAAGCGGCGUGAACCGCAGGAUCUGAAAGGCUCGGAGGAACUCUUGGCCUCUCAGCUUCGCCCGGACCCUAAGCGGGCGCCUCUGUCCCUGUGUCCGGCCGCGCCCUGCCCGGUCCUCCGCCCCUCAGGUUCUUUUUGUAAUUUUGAGUAAACUUCCAGCAGGACUAUGAAAGAUUAUGAUGAGCUUCUCAAAUACUAUGAAAUAUAUGAAACUAUUGGGACAGGUGGCUUUGCAAAGGUCAAACUUGCCUGCCAUAUCCUUACUGGAGAAAUGGUAGCUAUAAAAAUCAUGGAUAAAAAUGCACUGGGGUAUUGCCCUGGAGGAGAGCUGUUUGACUACAUAAUUUCCCAGGAUCGCCUGUCGGAGGAGGAGACCCGUGUUGUCUUCCGUCAGAUCGUUUCUGCAGUUGCUUACAUGCACAGCCAGGGCUAUGCUCACAGGGACCUCAAACCGGAAAAUUUGUUGUUUGAUGAAUAUCAUAAAAUAAAGCUGAUUGACUUUGGGCUCUGUGCGAAACCCAAGGGUAACAAGGACUACCAUCUACAGACAUGCUGUGGGAGUCUUGCUUAUGCAGCACCUGAAUUAAUACAAGGCAAAUCGUAUUUGGGAUCAGAGGCAGAUGUUUGGAGCAUGGGCAUACUCUUAUAUGUACUUAUGUGUGGCUUUCUACCAUUUGAUGAUGAUAAUGUUAUGAUUUUGUACAAGAAGAUUAUGAAAGGGAAAUAUGAGGUUCCUAAGUGGCUCUCUCCCAGUAGCAUUCUGCUUCUUCAACAAAUGCUACAGGUGGACCCAAAGAAACGGAUUUCUGUGAAAAAUCUAUUGAACCAUCCCUGGAUCAUGCAAGAUUACAACUGUCCUGUUGAGUGGCAAAGCAAGAAUCCUCUUUUCUUCCAGUGGCAAUAUGAUCAUCUCACAGCUACCUAUCUUCUGCUUCUAGCCAAGAAGGCUCGGGGGAAACCAGUUCGUUUAAGGCUUCCUCCUUUUUCCUGGGGACAAGUCAGUGGUACCCCAUUCACAAAUGUCAAGUCAAAGAACCUGAGUUUAGAAGAUAUGACCACAAGUGAUGCAAAUUAUGUGGCUGGAUUAAUAGACUAUGAAUGGUAUGACGACAAUUCAUCAACAGGUGUGGCUACUCCCCAAACACCACAGUUUGCCAAGCAUUGGACAGAAUCAAACGGUUUGGAAUCUAAAUCAUUAACUCCAGUUUCAUGCAAAGCAUCUGCCAAUAAAUUAAAGAACAAAGAGAAUAUAUAUACUCCCAAGUCUGCUGAAUAAUGAAGAGAUGGCUUUGUACUUCCAGAGCCAAAGACUCCAGUUAAUAAGAACCAGCAUAAAUUUUGGAACCACAGUAUGUCAGCUCUGGUUUUGUUUGUGUUUGUGGUUUUUCUAAUAGUUAGAAACCAGUGCCUGGAGGAAACCCCAAUUAAAAUGCCAGUAAAUUCCGCAGGAGCAGAGAAGUUAAUGACAGGUGUCAUUAGCCCUGAGAGGCGGUGUCGCUCAGUGGAACUGGAUCUCAACCAAGCACAUGUAGAGGACACUCCAAAAAGAAAAGGAACCAAAGUGUUUGGGAGCCUUGAAAGGGGCUUGGAUAAGGUUAUUACUGUGUUUACCAGGAGCAAAAGGAAGGGCUGUGCCAAAGAUGGACCGAGAAGAUUAAAGCUUCACUAUAAUGUGACGACAACCAGAUUGGUGAAUCCAGAUCAGCUCUUGAAUGAAAUAAUGUCUAUUCUUCCAAAGAAGCACGUUGACUUUGUGCGGAAGGGCUAUACACUGAAGUGUCAAACACAGUCAGAUUUUGGCAAAGUGACAAUGCAGUUUGAACUAGAAGUAUGCCAGCUUCAGAAACCCGAUGUGGUGGGUAUCAGGAGGCAGCGGCUUAAGGGUGAUGCCUGGGUUUACAAGAGAUUAGUGGAAGACAUCCUGUCUAGCUGCAAGGUGUAAUUGAUGGAUGGUUUCCAUGCUGCUGGACGAGGAUGGGUGUGAUACAGAGACUGGUGUGAUUGGUUUGAUUUUCAAAGUCCAUUGGAAUGAGAAACUCCUUUCCAAAGAGCUAUCUUAAAGAUCAAUAUAUUUUUGUUUUUAAACAAAAGAUACUAUUUUGUGGAUGAAUCUAAGGCUAGCCCAUCUGUCAUUAUCUUUUCUGUCUUUUUUAAUCAUAUGGCUUUGUGUAUUAGCAACUGUUGACUUCCCUAGAUUCACUUCCAUAUGUGAAUGUAGGCUCUUAACUAUGUCUCCUUUUAAUGUGUAAUUUCUUUCUGAAAUAAAACCAUUUGUGACUGUC